AUGGCCUCUCUUAACACGUCUACAAACGGUCCCUCUAUCUCCAAAAGUUAUCGAUCAAUCGUCAAUGCCCCACCUCCCUCCGGUCCUGCCGCAGCUUCUCCCACCUACGGUCAAUGGGCCGUCUUCUCCGUUUCAGCUCCGUUGGCCAAUGCCUUUCAACAAGACGCGGGAAACAAAGAGAGUGUACUGAAAGUGCAGAGUACAGGAGAAGGAGAAUUGGUUGACUUGGUAGACGAAUUCUCUGACGGUCGGAUUCAGUUUGCCUUUGUCAAAGUCAAAGACUCCAAUACGGGGCUGCCUAAAAGUGCGCUCAUUGCUUGGUGCGGUGAAGGUGUGCCAGAGCGAACCAAAGGAUAUUUCACCAGCCAUAUGACUACUGUCGCCAAAUUACUGCAUGGCUACCAUGUUCAGAUCACCGCCCGAUCCGACCGAGACCUCACCCCCGAAGGCAUAAUCCAAAAGGUCGCUGAUGCAUCGGGUUCCAAAUACUCCACCGGCAGUGCUGCUCCUCCCCCAGUCGCUGCUACCAAGCCGACCAUCGCAUCGAAACCGGUGUUUACUCCCACUCAGACUAGUGGAAUAUCAGGCGGAUACAAUCCUCUUGCGCGCCAGGUUCCACCGAAACGAGACACGGACGGUGAUGAAGACGGUUGGGGGGCAGAUGCUCCUCCAGUCACUCGAACACAAUUGGAAAAAGUGCAGCCCGCUUACCAACCCACCAAAGUCAAUAUGAGGGAACUCACAUCGCAAAAGCCUGCUCCGUCGGCGUUCAGCAACAGUCAAGCAGAUGAUCGGCCUGACGUGGUCAAGGGUGCAUAUCAGCCUGUGGGCAAAGUAGACAUUGCCGCCAUCCGACGCCAGGCUAAGGAAUCUGGCACGUUACAAGAUGACCGACCUGGGAUCGUCAAGGGGGCUUAUGAACCUGUUGGUAAAGUUGAUAUUGCAGCUAUCCGGGCCAGAGCCCAGAAACCUGACGAAUCAUCAAGCUUUUCUCGGCCAGCUCCGGUCUCCAGCCCUUCCGCCGGUCCACCAGAAGAGCCCGAGAUGCCUUCUCGAUCGCUGGCGGAGCGAUCGGCUGCUUUCGCCCAAGGCCCCGAACGUCUUACGUCUCUUCCUAAACCCAAGGUAGCCAACAAGUUCGGCGGGGGGUCGACGUUCACCGGCACCAAGGCCCCCGUACCCGGAGGAUUUGAAGCUAAACCUGUGGCUCCUGCUCCGCCCGUGGGCACGGCCAGCAGAACCUUUGCCGAUCAGGGAGGUAAAACGCCAGCGCAGAUUUGGGCCGAGAAGAAGGCUCGCGAGAGAGGAGGUGAUCCACCAGUGUCGCCGACCGGCUAUGCUGGGCAACUCCCCAUAACAACACAAAAGAGCGGUGGCGGGGAAUGGAGGAGCAGCUACACAGGCAAGACCUGGGCGCCCGUACAGACCACACAUACCGGUCGAAGCAGUAUCGGUCAACACGUAACAGGCGAAGGUAUGAAGCAGGCUGAGGAAGAAGAAGAACAAGCUCCUACGUCGCCGGCUGGUGGUAUUAGUUCAAUACGUGAUCGUUUCAGUGGUGCUCCGCCAAUGGGUGCUCCGGCGACGUUUGACCGGGCACCACCACCGGCACCAGAGCCAGAUAUCAGCAACAAACCCAAUCGUGGCAUCCCGAUCCCAGGUUUGCCUGUUUCACGUCCGGAACCAGAGAAGGAAGAAGCAUCAGCACUGCCUCCGCCACCACCUCAGCCGCGCAGCCCUACCCCACCUGCUCCUGAGAUGCGAGCUGCUUCUCCCAUUCGGGUGGCCAUGCCGGUCAGUGCUUCGGCAAAUGUGGCAGAUGCACAUGAAGAGCAAUUGUCGCCGCCUCCAGCGAUGCCAGCCGCUUCUAUGGCCCGUUCUAUGCCGACGCCUGCGGCAGAAGAUGACGAACCUUCCCACGCGCCCGAUCUAGGAAGAACCACGGCCCAGGCAGCUGCAGCAAGUACGUUAGGUCAACAAGCCGUGGAAGAAGCUCCCGCCGCGGUGUCAACAGCUAGUGGUGAACGAGCGCGAGCCGAAUAUGAUUAUGAAGCCGCAGAAGAUAAUGAAGUCUCGCUUCGUGAAGGUGAAAUGGUGACUGAUAUCCAGCGAAUUGAUCCUGAUUGGUGGCUGGUCAAGAAUGAGGCUGGACAGACUGGCCUUGUACCAAGUAAUUACCUGACUGUAUUGGAUGAUGACGAUCAAGCCGAUGCACCAGCUAUCCCGGCAGCUGCAAUGGAGCCAGCCCCAGCUGCGGCUACUUUGAAGGGUGCGACCGCAACGGCACUCUAUGAUUACGAAGCAGGAGAAGAUAACGAACUGUCAUUCCCUGAAAAUGCGAUUAUCACCAAUGUCACAUUCCCUGAUGAAGAUUGGUGGCAUGGAGAAUACCAGGGCAAGGCAGGACUGUUCCCAGCCAAUUACACCAAAUUGAACGAUUGA
Molecule: messenger RNA, 2442 nt
Organism: Rhinocladiella mackenziei CBS 650.93
Lineage: Eukaryota; Fungi; Ascomycota; Eurotiomycetes; Chaetothyriales; Herpotrichiellaceae
Exons: 4
Coding region: 1-2442 (813 amino acids)
Biological process (GO): regulation of actin filament polymerization
Cellular component (GO): plasma membrane; actin filament; cortical actin cytoskeleton
Molecular function (GO): actin filament binding
Source: RefSeq, a predicted model, not a curated record